Molecule: messenger RNA, 1328 nt
Organism: Batrachochytrium dendrobatidis JAM81
Lineage: Eukaryota; Fungi; Chytridiomycota; Chytridiomycetes; Rhizophydiales
Exons: 4
Coding region: 1-1284 (427 amino acids)
Molecular function (GO): protein binding
Source: RefSeq, a predicted model, not a curated record
AUGCCCAAUGGAGGAGGGUUUUUGAAGCUACUCAAGACAUUUUUAGUGAUUUCGGCAAUACUAAGAGUUCAAGCUCAAUCGCCAGGACGAUCGACAUCGGAUCCUAGCAAAUGCUUUUCGUUAAGAACUAGCACUGUGUGUCCAGAGUUUGGUGACUUUGGUUUGCUGCCAGAUACACAUUCACCGCCUCUUUUUUUAGAUGCCAAAUCGUUUGAUGCAUACGUUACUGGAUGGGGAUCUUCCCCUGCCUUUUUAGACUACUUUAAAACUCGCUAUAAUUGCCCCGCAUGGAAUGGAUUAGGAUUGAGAUAUGCACGGUCUUUGAUCUGUGGACUAUCUGUCCAUGCUGCUCUUGAGCAGGGAUGUCCCCCACCCGCUAGAUCCGCUUCAAAACAACUAUGCAAAGACACUGCUACUCAAGCCGUUGCAUCAUACCAAGUUAUUUUUAGUAAUCCUCAAUUCUGUCCAGCAGCUUCACCACGAGCAUUAGAUACAUCAAUUUUAAACUUUCAAGAGAAACUUCAACGAGUUCCAGAGUGCAUUCCAGCAAUCCGGUCCGAUCUAUUGAUGUGCGGGUUCAGUACCGCUUCAGAACUCACUAGAUACUGUGCUUUAGAUACUUCUGCUACAGAUUUAUGUUGUGCAGCUGCAGUCAAGGCGGGAAAUUUACCUCCUGGAUCUAUUGCUCCACGUCUACAGAAUACUGUUGCCGGAGCUGACCGAGUCAAUCUUCCACAAAAUGUACCAGCCGCAGCACUACCGCAAAUCAACACGACAGUUCCUUCACUAACGAAUACGACAAACCAUGGAAAUAGCACUGUUCAAAACCUUGAUACGAUGGGCUUGGGGUUGAGCACAGUUCAUAUUGGCGCAAUUGUUGCAUCAUUAGGUGCAGUCAUAGCUGCUAUCUGCUAUUUUAUAUUUGCUAGACAGAAUUCGAAGAAAAAGAAUAUUAUUGGUGAUAGUUCCGAGUAUCCUGAACCGAUAAAGAAGGUUGAAGAUUUAGAAUCUUCAGAAUCUUCAGAAGUAUUAGAGGUUCUGUAUGAUCACACACCUCAGAUGUUUGACGAAAUUGAACUGCGCUAUGGUGACAAAGUUGUCGUGAAAUGCAAAUUUGACGACGGAUGGGCAUUUGGAUAUAAUAUGGAGACCAAACAAGAAGGAAGCUUCCCACUUGCAUGUAUGGAUAUACCUGAGUCGGUGAGAAACUCAUUGCCUGAUUGGAAAAUGACACCCAAGCAAGAAGACACUGCAGAUACGUUUUUACCUAAUCGACUGAUUUAGAUGAUACACUGUUUUUAUUCCCCUUCAAUAAAUUUGUUCAACAU